AUUGCCUUGUGUUUUUACCAUUAUUUUCAUUUCCUUUGAAGAACAUCAACAAAAAAAAGAAAUGGGAAGAGGGAAAAUUGAAAUAAAGAGGAUAGAAAAUUCAAGCAACAGACAGGUUACAUAUUCAAAGAGAAGAAAUGGGAUUAUCAAGAAAGCCAAAGAAAUUACUGUUCUUUGUGAUGCUCAAGUUUCUCUUGUCAUUUUUGCUAGCUCUGGAAAAAUGCAUGAAUAUUGCAGCCCAUCUACACCUUUGGUUGACAUCUUGGAUAAGUAUCACAAGCAAUCUGGGAAGAGGCUGUGGGAUGCUAAGCAUGAGAAUCUGAGCAAUGAAAUGGAUAGAGUUAAGAAAGAAAAUGACAAGAUGCAGAUUUUACUCAGGCAGUUGAGAGGAGAAGAUAUAACAUCUUUGAACUAUAAGGAGCUAAUGUCUCUUGAAGAAGCUCUUGAAAAUGGCCUCACUAGUGUUCGUGAGAAGCAGUCGGAGUUCAUGAAAAUGAUGAGGACAAAUGAAAAAAUGAUGGAAGAGGAGAACAAGCGCCUCAACUAUGAACUGUACCAAAAGGAGAUGGUGGCAAUGGGAGAUGGUGUGAGAGAGAUGGAUAUUGGAUAUAAUCAAAGAAUGAGAGAUUUCAAUUCUCAAAUGCCUUUUGCCUUCAGAGUUCAGCCUAUUCAGCCAAAUCUACAAGAAAGGAAUGAUUAAUCAUA
This is a messenger RNA of Benincasa hispida (wax gourd), 705 nucleotides long. RefSeq names its product K-box region and MADS-box transcription factor family protein (gene PI). Gene Ontology annotation, cellular component: nucleus. Lineage: Eukaryota; Viridiplantae; Streptophyta; Magnoliopsida; Cucurbitales; Cucurbitaceae. Gene Ontology annotation, molecular function: protein dimerization activity; RNA polymerase II transcription regulatory region sequence-specific DNA binding; DNA-binding transcription factor activity. Gene Ontology annotation, biological process: positive regulation of transcription by RNA polymerase II. The record is from RefSeq and is a predicted model, not a curated record.